Molecule: messenger RNA, 1059 nt
Organism: Aspergillus oryzae RIB40
Lineage: Eukaryota; Fungi; Ascomycota; Eurotiomycetes; Eurotiales; Aspergillaceae
Product: C2H2-type zinc finger protein
Exons: 3
Coding region: 1-1059 (352 amino acids)
Biological process (GO): regulation of transcription by RNA polymerase II
Molecular function (GO): DNA-binding transcription factor activity, RNA polymerase II-specific; RNA polymerase II cis-regulatory region sequence-specific DNA binding
Source: RefSeq, a predicted model, not a curated record
AUGGUUAUUGAAAACCAGAACCGCCAAUACGGCGGGAUGGGCUUUGACAGUGUUUACCACCACAACACGCCGCAGUUCACUGACCCGUGGACCGCUGCCCACACCACGUCGCAUUCGACGCCUCCUGUCUACGCGACAUCCAUGGCAUCCAAUCCGAUCCUGAACCACCCCAAACAGGAGGAAGUGAGCCGCCCAUCCCCCCUCUCCAUGCCCUACUCGAGCAUCCCCGUCUCCGCACCUUCGAUGGUCACCAGCAGCACAUACUCGACUACGCCUGCGACUAGCUACCCAGCACCAGAAGUGAUGGGUCUUCACCACGAUUUGCCUCGCACGUCUUUCGAACAGACUCCUGCCUACACGACUGCUUCGUCCAUGAGCAGUUUCGCGCCAGCCAGCUAUGCGCCAAUCAGCUACGCCCCCCUGCACCACCAGGAUAGCCGCCGGAUAUCACAUGCUGAUCCCCGUGCCAGCCAAUCACAGCCUUCUUCGGCUCCUACAUUCGGUGACGCCCUUGACGCCAGUCGCGGAAUGGUCGCACUCAGCCAGGACUUGACUCCCCGUAAUAUUUACGCUCCUCGCAACGGCCGGGGCUCUGGAGAUUCAUAUGGAUUCCCUUCCGCACACUCUUCUGGUUCUUCGAUCUCCUCCGGGGGCAGCUACCCAUACUACAGCGCUUCAGUCGCAUCCGUCGAGUCUUCUGUGACCGACUACAGCUCCACGACUUCCGAGUCCUACGAGAACGGACACCUGUCGCGGACUCUUCCUCGCCCAUCGAACCUCCUGACUGGUAGCGCUCCCCCGGGACCCCAGUCCAUGAUGAGCCAGUUCAGUUCGAAAAUGCCCUCCAACACUCAGAAGAAGCACAAGUGCAAGGUGUGCGACAAGCGCUUCACCCGCCCCUCAUCUUUGCAGACCCACAUGUACAGUCACACUGGUGAAAAGCCUUUCGCCUGUGAUGUAGAGGGCUGCGGUCGACACUUUUCCGUUGUUUCCAACCUUCGUCGGCACAAGAAGGUUCACAAGGGCGAGAAGGAAGGCGCCUCGGGUGACGAAGAAUAA